AGCAGAAAUACUCAAGUCGAGCGUCUCCGGUUCGCUCGUUCUACAAAAUAUCGCAACCCUGAAGGCAACACUUCUAGACUUGACGGGAGACCUUUUGAACCUUCGCAAAGACAACAACCAUGCAAUUGAGAGCAUAUCACUGCAAGACAAAUACCUCAACCACAACAUCGAAAAGAAAACCGAGGAAACGGAUAUAGAGCGCUCUAGAUGUUCGGGGCCCGACAUGAAAGCUGAUAUUGCGGAACUCCAAUCUAUGAAAGAGCCAGUUUCAAUCCUCAUCGAUGUGAUGGUGGUGUUCGGCGAACUCGCCAACAGGAUGAAAGAUAUCGAUAUGAAGGACCCGGUCAGCGUACUUGAACCCGAACACACCUAUCUCUCAGCCACGCUCGAUUUCCAAACUGGUCUCGAGAAGUCUCUCCAGAGACUUCUCGAGAAAUCUGCAGCAAAGACGGGGGUCCCUAGCGACAUGCACCCUAACGAUGCUACCACCGCAGUCCCGUCCCGGACGAAGCCUUUUCCAACCAGCCUCGACACCGCAGAGACUAUCCGAAAUCAUACAACUGGCGCGAGUGAAUCCAAGUCCGAUCCUGAGAGCUGGGUAAUGGACCCCGACGACGAUUAGCCCUUCUUG
Messenger RNA from Cladophialophora immunda, 631 nucleotides. RefSeq lists its product as uncharacterized. The transcript has a single exon. NCBI's taxonomy places the organism in Eukaryota, Fungi, Ascomycota, Eurotiomycetes, Chaetothyriales, Herpotrichiellaceae. The annotation marks the transcript as partial. The record is from RefSeq and is a predicted model, not a curated record.